Messenger RNA from Trichobilharzia szidati, 376 nucleotides. Lineage: Eukaryota; Metazoa; Platyhelminthes; Trematoda; Strigeidida; Schistosomatidae. The record is from the annotation of a GenBank genome assembly.
ACUUACUGUGUUCUGUCAUCUUAUCAGACAAUCUAUUCCAAUCAUACAGAUUAUGGCCUUAUCAAAAGCUGUGAUCAAAGAUACUGAUAUGGAAUUGAGUAUGCAAGAAGAAGCUGUCAAUGUAGGUGCAACUGGUAUGGAAAGGCAUCAAGUGGACAAAGAUGUUGCCUCGCAUUUGAAACAAUAUUUUAAUUUAAAAUAUGGUCGUACAUGGCAUUGUAUUGUUGGCAAACAGUUCGGGAGUGAUAUUUCACAUGAAGAACGCUGCUUUAUAUACUUUUUCUUGGGUGACAGAUCGUUUCUUCUUUUCAAAUCUGGUUAAGAAAAAACAAGUACUAUAUUUAUCAUUAUUGUUAGUCAAUUUUAUGCUCCAAUA